Messenger RNA from Habropoda laboriosa, 2857 nucleotides. It is a transcript of the gene Rab32, whose product is annotated as ras-related protein Rab-32. Gene Ontology annotation, biological process: phagosome-lysosome fusion; endosome to lysosome transport. The transcript has 6 exons. Gene Ontology annotation, molecular function: GTPase activity; GTP binding. The record is from RefSeq and is a predicted model, not a curated record. Gene Ontology annotation, cellular component: lysosome; trans-Golgi network; Golgi apparatus. NCBI's taxonomy places the organism in Eukaryota, Metazoa, Arthropoda, Insecta, Hymenoptera, Apidae. The coding region runs from base 239 to 2284 and encodes 681 amino acids.
UCGGACCUAGAAAGGCGGCUGUUCUAAGGUUUCCGCGUCGGCCGUAGGAAGCCAGCCCGUGGACUGUGGUUCUCUGAAGCAAAACCUGGCCUGAGAGUGAGACACAAAACAGCUGUGCGGAACACGCUCCCGCUGUUGUGUUCGAUCGUUAUACGAAAACAAGCGAAUCCUCUACUUCCAACCCUCUUUCCACCACCACCACCGCCAUCGCCUUUCCUCUCCUCCUCGUUUCACGAGGAUGGAUCGGAACGAGAGCGCAAACGAGGGCGGAAGCUCGCCGGACACGGUGAUCGCGCGCUCCUCGUCCGAGGAGGAGCGGAACAGGUACGCGUGCAGCACUUCCGGCGAAUACGUGACAGUGGGAGACAGCAGCUCGAGCUUGGACACGCUCACAGGUGGAACAGUCCCGAACAGCGGAGCUGUGUCCGUCGAGACACAGGCGACCGAGGACAAGAAGAGGGGAAGAUUCGGCGCGUUGAAGAGCAGCUUCCGUAAGGAGGGAGGAUUAUUCAAGAUUAGGAGGAAGAACAGGCAGCUGGACGAACCGGCCCCGGAGCACGAGCCGGAUGUCGAGGAAAAAGAAGCGGGCCGGAAGCGGAUCCCCGUGGAGGAGGAGGAUCGCAAGGGCAUCAUCGGCGGCGCCGGUGGCGGUGGCGGUGGUGGCGGCACGUCGACGACCUUGAAGAAGAAGAAGAAGAAGUCGCACUUGUUGGUGCGCAAGCUGAGCCUGAACAAAUUUCGUCUGUCGACGGAGCAGGAAACAAGGCACACGCCCGAAGGUGGUGACAGCAGUCGAUCUCUGAGCCAAUCGUCGCAGGAAUCACCGAGCCUGUCGGACAGCCCGUCCAGGAUCACGAGGAAGGGGCAGCAAGAGAUCGAGAGGCUUGGCCAUCGCGUCGGUUACGAGGCUGUCGAGCCUCGCGACGCCCCGCUGCUCGACGUUCCUAGAGAGAAGGGAGAGACAAGGAAACUGGAGAAGUCACUGGAGAAACCGGUGAGCACCGUGACCGUAGUGCAACGCAAGUCGCCGUCGUUGACCAUCAGGAGCUUUUCUAAGAAUCAGUACGAUCCGGAGUCAGCAGAGAAACCGGAAGCGCGGUGCAGCUCGACGCUUCCGUACGCGAUUUCAAAAUGGGCGGAGCAGAAAGCCUCGAUACCAUCUACGAACGAGCCUAGAAAGUCGAAAUUGAACACAAAGUCGGAAUCUGAUUCGGGUAUAUCGAAAUCGUCGCCGCACGAGGUUCGACGGAAAUUAUCGUUGCUGGAGGAGAAACGAGCGAUUUUUCAGCGACGUUUGUUCGAGACUACUCGUGACACAGAUUCCAGCCAAACGGUGGUAGCCGUGACGGUGGACGACGAGGAUAGAGCGAAAGACGAGGAGAAACACGAGGAGAGCACGAAGAAAAGGGCCAGGCAUAUCAGCGUGAAGAAGUUCGAUACGUUCUCGACGUUCGAGGGCACGUUCGACGAGGAGACUGGAGUUGGUUACCUGGCUGGUAUCGAGGAGGAUUACACGGAGAGCUACGACAGACAGAACGAGAAUUACUCGGCUACCAUGGGACCCAUGAUAGCCGACACCGCGGAGAAGAGCAAGGUCGUCAGCCAGGACAGCAUGUCGUCUCAGAACAACGCGUCGAAUGCCGGAGUAGGCGAGAAACGAGAGCACUUGUAUAAAAUUCUGGUGAUUGGCGAGCUGGGCGCCGGAAAGACAUCAAUCAUCAAGAGAUACGUUCAUCAGUUCUUCUCUCAGCAUUAUCGCGCGACAAUUGGCGUUGACUUCGCGCUCAAAGUGUUGAACUGGGACCCGCACACGAUCAUAAGGCUGCAGCUAUGGGAUAUCGCAGGUCAAGAGAGGUUCGGAAACAUGACCAGAGUGUACUACAAGGAAGCAGUUGGAGCGUUCAUAGUAUUCGACGUGACGAGAAGUGCUACCCUCGACGCAGUGGUGAAGUGGAAACAAGACCUGGACUCGAAGGUACAACUUCCUGAUGGUUCGCCGAUCCCCUGCGUCCUGUUGGCGAACAAGUGCGACCAGCAGAAGGAAGGUUUGGUGAAUACACCCGCGAAAAUGGACGAAUACUGCAAGGAGAAGAACUUCUCUGGAUGGUUCGAGACCUCAGCCAAGGAGAAUAUCAACAUCGAAGAGGCAGCGCGAUUUCUUGUCAAUAAAAUCCUACAAAACGACCAGCUGAUGAAGGGCGACGGUUCCCAGGAUCCAACGGACGGCGAGCGUUUCGCGUUGAACCAAUCGCCGACCAGCUCAAAGAAAUCCUGCUCCUGCUGACGAAUCGGUAGUCAACCGAUAGCAGGAUCCUUCGAUCCGUUAUCGUCGUCCCUCCUCUGCCGUGUAGCUGUCGGUGCCAUGACACGUUUCACUUGGUCCACAACGACUCUCGCCUCAUCUCUCGUCUCGAUCGCCUAAUCGUCCUGUCAACCGUCAUCGUGGCGAUCGCUUUCAUCGACCAGAAGAGCCGUCGAUCUUCCACGGAUCACCAACAACUUCUUCCAAUUCCUUUCAACAUUUCCAAACGAUCGUUGAGGAUACACCGUGAGGAUCGAUCUUCUGCACAGUUGCUCUUUUGUACAUACACGCGCGUUUCUCUCGGGGGGGAGAUAGGUUGGUCAGACUGGCAGAGGUGCAGCCUGGAAUGUUGAAUCGAGAUGGAGAAGGACGGUUAGGGCUUUGUUGGUUCUUGUAAUCCGCUGUUUGUUAGCUUGUUUCCAAACUGAGACUAGGAGAAAAUGGGGGAAGUUUAAGCUUGGUACAUAGCGACGGGAUUGGUAUAACUGUGUUUGCUGGGGAAGUUAGGCGAGUGGCUGCUGGGAACUGAUGAUUAUUGGGUUCGGUGUUUGAGAU